Molecule: messenger RNA, 930 nt
Organism: Nerophis lumbriciformis (worm pipefish)
Lineage: Eukaryota; Metazoa; Chordata; Actinopteri; Syngnathiformes; Syngnathidae
Source: RefSeq, a predicted model, not a curated record
AUGGCUCCUCCUGCUUUGAUGGCCGUGGUCAUCCUGGCCCUUCAGUUUGUGGUGGUUCUAAGCUCUCCUGAACAUGAACUUCAUUUUGGACACCAUCAAAACUCUGAGCAUGACAUGAAUGUCCUGCUUGGAGCGAAGGACACAGAGGAGUUACAGAGCCUAAGUCCAGAAGAGCAGAGGAGGAAGAUGAUGGAAAUUGUUAAGAAGAUUGACAAAAAUGCUGACAAACUCCUAAGUGCAGAGGAGAUUGCACUAUGGAUUCAGCAUGUCUAUCGAAAAUAUGCCCUGGAGGACGCACAGGAGCGUUUUACCGAAUUUGACACUGACAAAGAUGGCGUUGUAUCAUGGGAGGAGUACAACAUGGUUGCCCAUGACCAGCUCUUUAGUUUCGAUGAAAGCACCAUUUUGGAUGAUCCGGAGCAAGAGUCUCUGCGACAUCUCCACCUGAAGGAGAAGAGGCGCUUCAAUUUCUCCGACCUGGACGAGACGCCUGGCCUCAAUGUAACCGAAUUCUUGGCCUUCACACACCCGUCUGAAGUGGAUCACAUGGCUGAUUUUGCCAUUGAGGAUGUGCUGAGUGACUACGACUUAGAUCAAGAUGGAAUGAUCAGUCUCAAGGAAUUUAUUGGUGACAUUCGACGUGAAGAGGACGCCCCAUCACAGUGGGAGGUUGAGGAGACUGUGCGUUUCAAAGACCUCUAUGAUCAAGACAAAGAUGGAAUGUUGAAUCGAGAUGAGCAACUCCGCUGGAUAGCACCCAACAGUUAUGGUGCAGCACGGGAAGAAGCUCUUCACCUCAUUAAGGAGAUGGACCAAGAUGGAGACAAGCAAAUCUCAGAAGCUGAAGUCUUGAAAAACCAAGAAAUGUUCAUGAACAGUGAAGUGACUGACUAUGGCAGACAUUUGCACUUGUCACACGAUGAAUUAUAA